This is a messenger RNA of Talpa occidentalis (Iberian mole), 8163 nucleotides long. It is a transcript of the gene SPECC1, whose product is annotated as sperm antigen with calponin homology and coiled-coil domains 1. Gene Ontology annotation, cellular component: microtubule organizing center; filamentous actin. The record is from RefSeq and is a predicted model, not a curated record. Gene Ontology annotation, biological process: actin cytoskeleton organization. Gene Ontology annotation, molecular function: protein binding. Bases 105 to 3341 code for a protein of 1078 amino acids. Lineage: Eukaryota; Metazoa; Chordata; Mammalia; Eulipotyphla; Talpidae. The transcript is spliced from 17 exons.
GGGCUGCGGUGGCGCUGCGGGAACAGAGCCUGACCGGUACUUGCUCUGUGCUGGGCAAAGUUCAGGGGAGGAGAGAACGCAUAAGCCAGACUUACCAGGGCAACAUGAGGAGUGCAGCCAAGCCCUGGAGUCCAGCUGUCAAAGCCGGGAGCCAUGGGGCAGACCGAGCACGACCCCUCCCCACAGCCUCUUCUGGCAUGAAGAGCUCUAAAUCUUCAACCUCCUUGGCAUUUGAGUCCCGACUCAGCAAGCUCAAGAGAGCAAGCAGCGAGGACAUGCUCAACAAGCCUGGAAGUGCUGCUGUUUCUGGGGUAGCUCGACUAAAAAAGACUUCGACAGCUGGAGCCAUCUCUGAGCUCACUGAGAACCGCCUGAGGAACAACCCAGUGAAUGUUCGAGAGAAGACCUUCCAAAGAACAACCCCAGUAGCAUAUUCUUUGGGGGUUGUGGCCACAACCAAACGGACGGGCAUUCCAGCUCCUCGAGAACUUUCCGUAACUGUCUCAAGAGAGAGAACUGUGCCACGUGGUCCUUCCAACACAAGGAAAUCGGUUUCUAGUCCAACCUCUUCCAGCACACCCACUCCUACCAAGCACCUGAGAACCACAUCUACUAGACCCAAGCAAGAGAAUGAAGGUGGAGAAAAGGCUGUGCUUGAAUCCCAAGUUCGGGAGCUUUUGGCAGAAGCCAAAGCAAAAGAUAGUGAAAUUAACAGGCUUCGAAGUGAGCUAAAGAAAUAUAAGGAGAAAAAGACUCUGAGCCCUGAAGGAACUGAUGUUUUGGACCCAAAUGUAGAUGGAACAUCAGUCUUAGCAGGUGACUCAGAACCUUUAAUCAGAGCUCUUGAAGAAAAGAACAAGAAUUUUCAGAAAGAACUUGCUGAUCUAGAGGAAGAAAACCGGGUGUUGAAAGAGAAACUAACUUAUCUUGAGCAGUCACCAAAUUCAGAAGGGGAAGCAAGUCACACCGGUGAUAGCAGCUGCCCGACAUCUAUAACUCAAGAGUCAAGCUUCGGAAGCUCAACUGGAAAUCAGUUGUCAGGUGAAAUCGAUGAAUAUAAAAAAAAUAUACAUGAAAAUGCAUUACGGACAUCGGGUUCUUCAAGUAGUGAUGUUACCAAAGCUUCUUUGUCACCAGAUGCCUCUGAUUUUGAACACAUCUCAGCAGAUACCCCCUCCAGACCCCAGUCUUCCACUAGCAAUCCCUUUAAGAGUUCUCGGUGUUCUACCACCGGAAGCUCCCCUAACAAUGUGAGCGAGUUGUCCCUGGCUUCCCUUACAGAGAAGAUACAGAAGAUGGAAGAAAACCACCAUAGCACAGCUGAAGAACUGCAGGCUACUUUGCAAGAAUUAUCAGACCAGCAACAAAUGGUGCAGGAAUUGACAGCAGAAAAUGAGAAACUGGUCGAUGAGAAGACUCUCUUAGAAACUUCCUUUCACCAGCAUCGAGAGAGGGCAGAACAACUAAGUCAAGAAAAUGAGAAGUUAAUAAAUCUUUUACAAGAGCGAGUAAAGAAUGAAGAGCCCAAGGUUCAAGAAGGGAAAAUCCUUGAAUUGGAACAGAAGUGCACAGAAAUUAUUGAACAGGGCCGCUUUGAAAGAGAAAAGCUGCUCAACAUCCAACAGCAGUUGACCUGUAGCUUACGGAAGGUGGAGGAAGAAAACCAAGGAGCUUUGGAAAUGAUUAAACACCUGAAGGAAGAAAAUGAAAAACUGAAUGGGUUUCUAGAACUGGAACGGCAUAAUAAUAGUGCAAUGGUCAAAACUUUGGAAGAAUGUAAAGUUACCUUGGAAGGACUGAAGAUUGAAAAUGGGUCUUUGAAGGCUAACUUGGAGAAUGAGAAGCAAAAAGCCACUGAGACCUGUCACAUGGGGCAAAUGGCAGAGGGCUACGAAGUUCAAGAAAUGUUGAAAUUAGCUCGAGCUGAGAAAGAUCAGCUGGAACUGACCUGUACAGAGCUCAGACAAGAAUUACUAAAGGCAAAUGGGGAAGUUAAACAUGUUUCAAGCCUGUUAGCCAAGGUGGAAAAGGAUUAUUCUUAUCUGAAGGAGAUAUGUGACCAUCAAGCAGAGCAGCUGAGCAGAACCAGCCUAAAACUGCAAGAGAAAGCAUCAGAGAGUGAUGCAGAGAUAAAAGACAUGAAGGAAACCAUAUUUGAGUUAGAAGACCAGGUGGAACAGCACAGAGCUGUCAAGUUACAUAACAAUCAACUCAUCAAUGAACUAGAAAGUAAUGUGAUGAAGCUGGAGGAACAGAAGUCAGACCUGGAAAGACAACUGAAGACUUUGACUAAGCAGAUAAAGGAGGAGACCGAGGAGUGGAGGCGGUUUCAGGCAGACCUGCAGACUGCGGUGGUGGUGGCCAAUGACAUCAAGUGUGAGGCCCAGCAGGAACUGCGCACUGUGAAGAGGCGGUUGCUUGAGGAAGAGGAGAAGAAUGCCAGGCUGCAGAAGGAGCUGGGGGACAUGCAGGGUCACAGCAGACCUGUGAAUGAAGACUCAGAGCCCUCUGAGGCCGAUGCUCCUGGCCGGUGGCACAGCAUUUAUGUGAACAGAACAUCUCCAACACCUUCUGAGUCAGCAACCACCGUUAAGUCACUUAUCAAGUCAUUUGAUUUGGGACGCCCAGCAGGUGGAGCUGGACAGAACAUUUCUGUCCAUAAGGCCCCCAGAAGUCCCCUCAGUGGAAUACCAGUGAGGACUGCUCCAGCCGCUGCUGUUUCUCCAAUACAGAGGCAUUCAGCUUACAGCAGUCUUCGGCCAGCCAGCAAAACCAUGACUCAACGCCUGGAUCUCCCAGACCUUCCCCUCUCAGAUCUUCUAAAGGGAAGGACCGAGGACCUGAAACCAGACCCUUAUCUCCGUAAGAGUCCUUCGCUUGAGUCACUGAGCAGACCCCCUUCUCUGGGCUUCGGGAGCACUAGGCUGCUGAGCGCCUCCACAGGGGGGUUGAAGCCCCAAAGCAAACUAAGUGUGGAAAGAAGAGACCCUCUGGCAGCCUUGGCCCGGGAAUAUGGUGGCUCCAAGCGCAACGCUCUACUGAAAUGGUGCCAGAAGAAGACAGAAGGAUAUGCGAACAUUGAUAUCACCAAUUUCAGCAGUAGCUGGAGUGACGGCCUGGCCUUCUGUGCUCUCCUCCAUACCUACCUGCCUGCCCACAUCCCAUACCAGGAGCUGAACAGUCAGGAGAAGAAAAGGAAUCUCCUGUUGGCAUUCGAAGCAGCUGAAAGCGUUGGCAUCAAACCCAGUCUGGAGCUCAGUGAGAUGCUGUACACAGACCGGCCUGACUGGCAGAGCGUGAUGCAGUAUGUGGCCCAGAUUUACAAGUACUUUGAGACAUAACCCCAGAGGGCCCAGAGCAGCCACCACCGCCCGCUGGACGCACCCAGUCACUUUCCAUGAGCCCUGUUCCGACCACCACCUGCCUCCUGCACUUCAAAGAAAGACUCAACCCAGGGGACCAACACACAAAUAAAGUGGGCUCCACCCUGCAUCCACCUUAAAUCCAGCCCCUUUGGAUUUAAGGGGAAGCUGUGCUCUCCCACUGGGCCUUCCUCCUUCCAGAGCCAGGAGUCCAUGCCAGACUAGUCCCACGAGGACCCAGGAAAACAUCUCACGUGACUGUGACUCCAUGUCUGAGCUGCACUGAGACGCAGGACAGAGCAUUUACAGAUCUGUUACCUUUUUACUAAAUAUCCUGUCUUUUGCCUGUAUAACAACUCUGCUCUUUCCCCCGCCCCUACCAUUCCUCUCAAAAAGCAAAACAAAACAAAAACACCCAACAGAAGACAAAGAGACAAACAUUUGCUGUCCCUUGGACUGGAAACACACUGAGUCCUGCCUUUUAGGAAACAGGCUUACAUUCCAGGUGACAAUUUAACAUCCAGAACUUGGUUGUAACUUUCAGAUCUCACCGUCAUCUAAUUGAUUCGUUGACUGGAAUGUAAAAUGUGAGAAUGCGCAGGAGGCCCUGAGUAUUUGCUGCGAUUUCCUUGUGUGGUGUCCCACUCAUAGAAGGUGCCUCUUGUGUUGGAACACACAGAGUUCUCAGUGGUUGCUUACAUGCUGAGAGGGAAACUCCGUGUGCUCACACCCCCACUCACAGCCACACCUUUGUUCAUGUGCAGAGCUUGACAGAAAGCCACGCAUGUGUGUGAAAUGACCGGGGCCUGCCAGAUCUUCAUGUAUUUGCACAGGCUGGAAAUAUGUGUUAUUUGGGAUCAGGGAAGACAGCAAUAUUUCAACUCUAACUUAUUUUUCACUGGUUCCUCAGGCCUUUUAUAUUUGCAUUUCAAAAGGAAGCCCUUGGGUGGGCAGAGAUGGCACCUACCUGCUGCACCUUUGGUGUCUGUGUUGGUCAAAUAAGUGUACAUUGUAUAGCAAAUGAGGGUGCAGUUUUUGCAGGUAAAUUCAGUGCCCAUCACUUUCAGGUGUUGGAGAGCUGUAUGUGCCCCUCUGCAAAGAGUCAUCCUUACUUCAAGGAGCCCACAUCUCCUCUGAGACCCUGUCUUUACUUAGAGGAGCUCUCUGACACCUGCUUGGAGCUCCUCCUGGAAGAGGCCCGCACUCGGCCCUCCCUGCAGGACAAGGCCCCCUUUGUGGAGGUGGCAGCUGGGCUCUGGCUGCAAAUCCAUCCCUUCCUCAUUUUCCUCUAUGGCUCUAGUUCCAAAUCACCUGGGGAAUUUGCUGACUACACACACUCCUGGCUGCCCCAUCAAUCGAGUCAGAGUAUCUGGAUGACACCAGUAAAAUAAUGUAUAUAUUUUCAGAAUUCCCCUGAGAAGCACUAAGAGGAGAAGGUGCCUUCCAUUGCCCCCCAGAGCAGCACAGUGGAGAGCAGGGCACUCUCCUUUGGCGUGAGUGGUGUGACUACAUAAUGGACCUCUUUCCAGGUGGAUGCUGGAGUCACUGUCUGAACAGAUUUAACCUGCUCCUUCCUGAUGAACUUACCCAUCUGAAAGUCGUGACUUGCAUUGCUUCAUGCAUCUGUCGUUUGUUGAUGACUGAUAUUUUCCUUAUCUCUGUGCUUCUGCCUCAGUCCCCAUCACAGUGGAAAAGAGCAAUAUUUCAGGUUGUUGGGUUUUGGGUUUAACCUGAGCUGUUGGUGGUUAUGUUUAAUCUGGACUUACCAGAGAGCUUUGUGCAGGAGAGACAGCGAGGUCUUAGGGUACCUGGAGAAAGUAUUUAGCAUGACCUGCACCCUGUUUUUAGUGAUCUCUGUAGACGAUUCAGAAUGAGCGCUGGGCACAGCAGUCCAUGGUGGUGGCCUCGCCCUUCCUUCUCUUCCCUAACCCCCACCCCGGUGCCUGCUCCUUCUGGGCUAAAAAGAAGGAAAGUAAUGUCAUGUGACAGAAAGGCUAUGUGCAGUUUCUUUUUAUAACCCUAGGAAAUUCCGUGUUUCUUUGCCAGUGGGUGUGCCUAGAGAGGAGGAAGCUGUGUCCUGGUCACAGAAGCACAGGUGGUUGUGGGCAGGUCUGGCCCCGAGGGUGGCAGUGAAGGCAGCACCAGGGCCUGGAGGGAAGCUGUCCAGAUCUGUUUGGAACUGGGACAUCGAGAAAACAAGGUAGCAGCAAGUUGUUCACUCCUAGUUUUCCAUCCUGAGGCUUUCCGAGGCUACAAAAUGCAUCUUUCUUCUUCAGAUGAAACUUAGUCAUUUAAAAUUAUUUGGUGGUUCUGCAAUUGCUAUUUUAAACAAUUUUAUGUAUGAUGCAAAAUGCAAGACCCAGAAGAGUGGAGGGGUUGUUUUAAGACAUAAGGAGUAGCUCAUGGUGAGUUGUGAGCAUGGUGAGUCGUGAGCAUGGUGAGUCAAUUCAGACUUGAACUUUAAUUGACCAAUGUUAGUGCCACAGCCCCCACCCCACUGGGUCAGCAUUCUGAGGAACCAGGCAGUCACACUUCCCAGCCUUAUCUCCUCUCACUUCAGAAAGGAUGUUAGUCUUUUGUUUUUAUUCUUCUUUCCAUUGUUUGGGAACUUCUGUUGACACCAUUUUAAGUAGGUGCAAUAGGUGUUAGAAAUCACUUUGCAGAGUGACUAGCCAGUGUCAAGCAUCUGCACCUACCCAUCUCCACCAUCACCUCCAGAACCCCCUCAGAGGAAGGCAGGCAUUUGUCUGGCAAGGCACAAAAAGGACUCAGCUUGUUAACUACAAACUCAUUUGCCAAAUCUAGAAGUAGCUAUUGCCUUUUCAGAGUUUGAGUGCCAUUUUGAAAUGAACUACCAUGAACAUGCUGUAAAGGAUAUAACCUAGCAAUCUUUUUUUUAAAGUAUUUUUAAUAUCUCAUUGCCCAAGUUCACUGGAUGUUUCACUUCUCUAACCCAGAUUAGAGUUUGGCUAAAUCUGUAACAUCCUGAGUAGCUCACUGAUUUUAACUACAUUAGUUGAAUGCAGUUUAUACAUCUGUGUCCUCACUUCUAUAAAGAGCACACCAGAUUGUACCAAGCAUUGUCAGAUAUGACAAGCCAGCAUAGAUGUAUUAAACUAUUAACACACAAAUGUACAAUGUAUGACUGUGUAAUAUUUCUAAUAAAUAUAUUUUGUUUCUGUCUGAUUAUGAAUUUUCCAGGGAUAGUUGUCAUUAAUAUUUUCUCAAAGUACCAGGCUUAAUUUCCAUCUGUUUCAAACCAGUCUUCAUGUCUCAGUUCCUUGUUGGGCUUUGGUCUUGCUGAUGUUACUGGAAAUACCAGAAAGGACUAGAUGCUAAUGGUUCCUGCCAUUUGAUGUGACUAGAGUCUCUCGUGAAAGUCACCCUUCGGAGCCCAAACAGGAUGCUGCAGAGCUGCACAGAUGUGCUCACAAGAGCCUGACCAGAGCUGCCCCUGCUUAGCACAUGUCCUGUGAGUGAAUGCUGAGACCUGAACCAUACUUCAGCUGGUGUUAAACAGGAAGAAAUUAUGAUAAUAUUGAAGAGGCAGAGUUAAUGGACACAGCUAGGGGAAGCCAGUUCACCUGGUUCAUCGGAGUGGCUGGUUCAUGCACGCUGGUUCAUCAGAGUGGCUCUUCAGGCAUCUCUCGGGUGCCACUGCGCACUGCCCACUGGGAAAGAGAAAGAAGACUGCCCCUCCUAGAAUCUCACAUCUCCCGCUUCCCUCAGGGGAGCUCCUCUGUUAACUGCCUCUUUCUCCAAAAUGCCUGUCUGUCUAAAAAUAGCACAGCCUCUAAUAAGUCUUAACACAGUCAAGCCAGGACAGCGGCCAUCACUCAUCUUCCUCCGGGCUGUGAUAUCAGAGGAGAUACCAAGUUCAACAUCCUGUUGCCCACAGCUAUCUUAGUCUGUGCACAUGCGCACUCACAGGGAUUUGGUGGAAGGCCAGUGUCUCAGCAUUUGAGAAUCGAUCCCUUCCGUAGUUUGUGGUGGUUUGGGGACCACCAGGGAGCUCGCUCUUGGGCCUAGAGCCUCAUCCCUAGAAAUCCUGUCUUCUGUCAUAGCCCCUGCAUAUUGAAUCGGAAAUCACACAGAGAGCUUCUCCUGAUGCACAGAAGGCCCACUGUGGUAGUGGCUCUGCUGCUGUGGAGGGCUGAGGACACCAGGCCAGGCCCCGUUGGCACUCAGCCACUUCCCCUUCUCUAAGUGCUUUGGAUGCUUCUGCUUCUCCUUAUUAUCACUCCUUACUCAGCUUCCUGAAGGCAGAGCCAUAUAUCUGUUCAGAUGCCUCAACCUUAUGCAUAAUUGUUGACAGAUAAAUGAUUUUUAAUAAAUUGGUAGAGCCAUCCAGCUACCAUGAACUCUCAUUCCUUCUUAGAAUUUCUCAUGGAACUCUGGGGAAGAGACACAUCCAGCCUGGUUUCAGUGCUUUAGUUGGUCUUGUGAAUAGUCAUUGCCAGCAGUUUCCAGCUUGAUAGGAAAAAAAUCCCAGAACUGCACUUGGAAAAGACCCCUGGGGAGAAACUUGAAACUUGAUGUCCUGAAGACCUUCAUCAUGUUUCCCUCUCUCUUCUCUAACAAUCCUUGUUACCACGAAUAAAAUGACCCAUUUCCCAGCAGAAUCUCAGCCCUCCAAAUGCUCUAAAUGAAUUCAAUCUAACUUAACUUUCCUGUCCUAUUAAAACCUCAGUGAUAUUUUUGUAAAUUAUGAAAAAUAAGCCAUAAAAAGAUUUGGCCUGGACGUCACCCCUCUUUGCUUGUCCAUCUGGGAUACUAUUUAUACAACUCUGUAAGCCAUAUC